UUGUCCAUUUGUCUUUUUGACAAACCUAUGGAACUUCCAAGUAAUGCAAGUGCUUAAGAAUGUGUAUUUAAUUCUCUGCAUCUCUACUCCAACUUCUUCAAGUUUGAAAAGUUGCAAUCAGGGAGUACGUAUGAACUCAAAAAGCAGUAUCUCACUUUCUCAAUCCUCAAAAUCUCAAAUCUUCAAGCAACUUAGCAAAGAGCAGAGGACAACUUCGCAAAAAUAUUAGCAAGUAGGAGAGUAGCAACCUUCUGAUACAGUAGCAGGCUUCAUCUUCCUCGCGUUGUGGACUGCUCGCAGCACGUACUCCUCUGUCUCUGUCCAGAUCCAAGAAAAGGUGUGUUGCAAUGGGUGCUAUGUACUGAAUCCAGUAAGGUUUAUGGAUCAGAGUUACAGAAAAGUGAGCCUGUAAAACUCAUCCCGAUAAGUUAUAUCAGAACAGUGCGACAUAAAAUUAUAUCCUAGUUAUAAUUUUUAAUCCCCAUUUGGACAUCAAGCAUCUAACCCAAUCUGCUUCCAAGUGAGUUCAUAGUGGCACUACAUCCCUAGACCUCAAGCUAGGAGGAGGAGACACAGUAUGAAGACAAAGAAGCCAUUGUCAGCACUCAAACUCUCCGUCCCUACUCCGGAAACCAACAUUUCCAACUUCCUGACUGCCAGUGGGACAUUUCAUGAUGGAGACUUGCUGUUGAAUCAGAAAGGGCUGAGAUUGGUUUCCCUGGAGAAUGAAUCUCUGAUUGACCUUCAAUUCUCAUUGGAAGAUCUUGAGACAAUCAAAGUUAUAGGAAAAGGAAGUGGGGGUGUAGUUCAACUUGUCCGCCAUAAAUGGGUUGGCACUUUGUUUGCUUUGAAGGUUAUUCAAAUGAAUAUACAAGAGGAAAUACGUAAACAAAUCGUUCAAGAACUAAAAAUAAACAAAGCAUCACAAUGUCCACACGUGGUAGUCUGCUAUCAGUCUUUCUAUCACAAUGGAGCAAUUUCUCUAGUGUUUGAAUACAUGGAUCGCGGAUCACUAGCAGAUGUAAUAAGACAAGUCGAGACAAUUCUUGAACCAUAUCUUGCAGUUGUUUGCAAGCAGGUCUUGCAAGGUCUUGUCUACCUGCAUCAAGAGAGACAUGUGAUUCACCGAGACAUCAAACCAUCAAACCUGCUAGUGAACCACAAGGGAGAAGUGAAAAUUACAGAUUUUGGUGUGAGUGCAAUGCUCGCCAGCUCUAUGGGUCAAAGAGACACAUUUGUUGGAACGUACAAUUAUAUGGCGCCCGAAAGAAUUAGUGGAAACACCUAUGACUAUAAGAGUGACAUAUGGAGUUUGGGCAUGGUGAUUCUGGAGUGUGCUAUUGGACGAUUCCCUUACAUACAGUCUGAAGAUAAGCAGGAAUGGCCCAGCUUUUAUGAACUUUUGCAAUCAAUUGUUGGAAGUCCACCACCUUCUGCUCCGCCUGAUCAGUUUUCCCCAGAAUUCUGCUCAUUUGUCUCUGCUUGCAUACAGAAGGACCCAAGAGACAGAUCUUCAGCUUCCGACCUCCUGACUCACGGUUUCAUCAAGAAGUUUGAAGACAUGGACAUCGAUCUCAGCAUCUUGGUUGGUAGCCUCGAACCUCCUGCAAAUUUCACAUGCUGAUUGUGUUUGUGCAGUUGUUUUUAUUCAUAUAUAUAAUCCCCCCCCCCAACAUCGUAAUAACAGCUAGUCAUUAUCCUUGACCGUUGCAGUCAGUGACUGUGCUUUGUGUUGUAUUUUUCAUAAAUUAUGUUUCCUUGUUUUUUUUGAACUUAUUUUUUAAUGCAUAGAAGUUACAAAAACUAGGUCUGUCACAAGCAUCUUCUAACUUAUCUUUGAUUUGAUAUUUGAGGCGUGUUUAAGUUGUGUUU
This is a messenger RNA of Cuscuta campestris, 1872 nucleotides long. The record is from the annotation of a GenBank genome assembly. NCBI's taxonomy places the organism in Eukaryota, Viridiplantae, Streptophyta, Magnoliopsida, Solanales, Convolvulaceae.